AAAUUUUAUUUUCUCCCAGAUGGCAAGCUAAUGUGGUAACUCCGUUUAUUUCAUAAUCUGCUUUUUUCCCAUAUAUUUCUAGUUAUUUGUUUGUCUCUCAUUAUUCGAUAAGAUCACUGAGGUUAUUGACCAUGUUUUAAUCAGCUUUAUAUUCUUAAAAUAUUGGACAGUGCUGAAACAUAAUAAAUCAUAUUGCCUAUUUGUUGAAUGAAUAAACAAAUUAUCUGGAGGUUUCAAAAAGUCACUAGUCAUUGUUAUAUUUACAGGUAAGUUUAUCUCGAACUCUGAAAUAAGGACACACAGAAGAACAUAUGGAACAAAGGAACAAUGUGACUGAGUUUGUCCUCUUGGGGCUCACUCAGAAUCCCCAGGGUCAGAAAAUAUUAUUUCUUGUGUUUUUGCUGAUCUACAUUGUGACAGUUGUGGGCAACCUCCUCAUUGUCGUGACUGUGGUGGUCAGUCCAACACUGGAUGCUCCUAUAUACUUCUUGCUUGGCUAUUUAUCAUUUAUGGAUGCUGUUUAUUCUACUACGGUCACCCGAAAUAUGAUCAUAGACUUACUCUAUGAGAAGAAAACCAUUACUUUCCAAGCUUACCUGAUCCAGCUUUUUGUAGAACACUUAUUUGGUGGUACUGAGAUUUUACUUCUGGUGGUCAUGGCCUACGACCGCUACGUGGCUAUCUGCAAACCACUACAUUAUAUGAUGAUCAUGAACCAACGGGUGCGUGUUCUGCUGCUGAUGGUGACCUGGGUUGGAGGUUUUGUGCAUGCAGUACUUCACCUUCUCUUUGUUUACAAUCUUCCCUUCUGUGGUCCCAAUGUCAUUGACCACUUCUGCUGUGACAUGUACCCCUUAUUAAAACUUGCCUGCACUGACACCUAUGUCAUUGGUCUCACUGUGAUUGCCAAUGAUGGGGCAAUAUGUGUUGUCAUUUUUAUGCUGUUAUUCAUCUCCUAUGGAGUCAUUAUGCACUCCCUGAGGAACCUUAGUCAGGAAGGGAGGCACAAAGCCUUAUCCACCUGUGGCUCCCACAUCACUGUGGUAGUCCUCUUCUUUGUCCCUUGUAUUUUUAUGUAUGUCAGACCUCCUUCCACUUUACCCAUUGAUAAAUUCUUGACUGUGUUUUACACUGUUUUCACUCCUGUGUUGAACCCCUUAAUCUAUACUCUGAUGAAUGCGAUGAAAAAUGCCAUGAAGAAGCUUUGGACCAGAAAAAGAAAAUGAGGUCAUAGGCACACAGAUCGCCUACUUUCAAUAAAGAAUAGUCCAUUCCAGGAAAACAAAACAUUGAAAUCCAUUGCUUUAGAGUCAGUUCCAGGACAGCUGUGUGUAAUUAUUUAAUUGUGGUAAAUAUUUCCUCAUGUUACAUGACUUGUGAUGAUGAAAAACAUUUAUUAGGAUACUUCCAAUGAUUAAUUUUUUCAAGAUAUAUUUUUCAGAUUUUCAUUUCCUGGGAAAAGAAUUCUUUUUUUGGUGUCGAAUUGUUCUGUUGAGUCUAUAGAUUUAUAUACAGACUCUUGAAAUAUAUCUAAUCCUUUUUCACAAUUAAUAGUGCCCAUUGCUGAUUUCAGAAAAAUACAUUUUGAAAUAUGACAUAAACAUAUGUUUCACUCCAUCCCAUGCAGAGUUAGUCCAUAUUACAUUAGAAGUGUAUUUUUUUUUUGUAUCUGCAAGAUCUCUUACAUAUGUAGUUUUGUUUGUAUUGCUUAGCAUGUUAAGGUUUAUGAGAAAGAAUGCUUCAGAAUUCUAAAUUAAUCAUAAGGAGGCUAAACAUACAAAAAGAAUGUGAAUGUUCAAGGUGGAUAUGCAGAAAAAUGACUCAGUCUUACUUAUUUUCCCAGUUGGAAAACCAUCUUACCUCCUCAAGUGAAGCAGCUUUGUUUGGUGUUAUAUUUUCAUAAAGAGGAUGAAUUUAUCUUCCAAGGUCAUUUAAAAUAUCUGAUGAUAGCAUUGUUAUUUUUCAAUAUCCCAUCUCCUUCUUGCUCAUGGUGUUUCAUGGUCUUCUAAAAGGACCUAGACCCUGCCUUUCACAUGUAAAAUUAGCAAAAUCCAUAAUCAGUGUGCUUCAAGUAUACACUCCAGAACUUGACACCAGGUUAAUUUACUUAAUUUACAUGAUUUCAUUGUCAAGAAAGAUGCUGAGUAUUUAUGCUGUUUCCAUUCUCACGUCUUUUCUUAUGGUAAUGCAGAUUAUUAGGUAACAAGGAGACUGGAAUAUAUCGUUUUAUUUGACAAAGGCGUCACUCAUUACGUCUUCGUCAACAUUUCUCCUUUGAAUCAGGCUUAAAAUAUUAUGUGCCAUUUUUAUAGUAGGAAAUUUGUGGUCAAAGAUAUUCAUGGUCCCUGCCUCCCCUAUUUAGUCUUACCUUGUGAGGGCCUAGUGCAAUGGAGGAUUAGGUCCAUUUCACUGGUAAAAUAUAAUGUAUGUUUGGCUUUGUAUCCUGAUAUUUAUCUCCAGUAUUAUUAAAGGGGUAUUUCUUAUA
This is a messenger RNA of Loxodonta africana (African savanna elephant), 2485 nucleotides long. Its product is annotated as olfactory receptor 4A47-like. Gene Ontology annotation, cellular component: plasma membrane. Gene Ontology annotation, molecular function: olfactory receptor activity; G protein-coupled receptor activity. NCBI's taxonomy places the organism in Eukaryota, Metazoa, Chordata, Mammalia, Proboscidea, Elephantidae. The record is from RefSeq and is a predicted model, not a curated record. Gene Ontology annotation, biological process: G protein-coupled receptor signaling pathway.